This is a messenger RNA of Nicotiana tabacum (common tobacco), 1243 nucleotides long. Lineage: Eukaryota; Viridiplantae; Streptophyta; Magnoliopsida; Solanales; Solanaceae. The record is from RefSeq and is a predicted model, not a curated record.
CCCUCUCUCUCACUCUCCUUCUCCCUCUCCCACCCGUUCAUUCCCCCUUCCCCAUAAAUUUUUUGCCCCAAUUUGUUUAACUCUUUUUUGGUGUAGUGAAUCCGGUGGCUCUUCUCCCCUACGGUGGUGGUCCGACAAUAUCUCCGAUGCAGUGAACUCGACGGCUUUGGUACAAGAUGGCAUUUGCGCAUCGUAGAUGGAUGUAUAAUAGGAAUCAUCCUAAUCGUGUGGGGUUAAGGGAUGAAUUUAAAGAAGGAUUUGCUAGAUUUAUUGCUAAGCCAAGGACAUUUGAUGAUUUUCGUAUUGAAGGGACGAUUAGGUACCCUUGUGUGAAAUGCAUGUGCAUUAAGUUAUUGGGAGAAGAUGUUGUUACAUGUCAUCUUUUUAAAAAGAGAUUUAUGAAAAAUUAUUAUGUGUGGACUGCUCAUGAGGAGAAUCUAGAUAGCGUAAAUAAUGUUGAUUUUCAUAAUUCUUUUGGUAGUGAGGAGGGUAGUCCCGUAGUGGAGAAUAAUAUUGAAUAUUCUAGAUUCAAUGACAUGAUGAGGAAUGCCUUUGAGAUGUUCCCGAGGGCUCAAUUUGAACCAAAUGACGAGGCUAAGCGAUUUUUCAAAGAGUUAGAGGAGGCUAGUUGUCCGUUGUAUGAAGACUCAGUGCAUUCCAAGUUGUCUGUUGCUGUUCGAUUACUUCAGAUUAAGUCGGAUAGUUCUAUUUCUCAAUCGGGCAUGAAUUAUAUCAUUGGGCUUAUGAAUGAACUUAAUCCGAGUAACAUCGACCUAUCCAAAGAAUUCUACACGACAAAAUAAUAGGUUUCCAAGUUGGGUAUUUCAUCAGAGAGGAUUCAUUGCAGUGAGAAUGGUUGCAUUUUAUUUUAUAAGGAUGAUGCAUCUCUAGAGAACUGCAAAUUUUGUAACAAGCCUCGUUACAAUGAUGUCACAAAUGAUACAAAGAAGAAGAUCCUGGUGAAGGUGAUGCACUACUUACCCCUUAUACCAAAGUUAAAGAGGUUGUAUGCAUCAAUGAGAUUCACUCCUAAUAUGAGAUGGCCUUAUGAGCAAAUUUUGUAACAAACCUCGUUAAUGUUGUUUGAUUAGUUGGUUGGUUGAUAUAAAUAUUAUUGUUCGGUUUGUAGUAAAUAUUGAAUUUGAAUUGUUAUACUAGGUAUUUGGUUGGCUGUUUUAUUUGGCAGGUGGUGUAAUUAAAACUACAACAAAAUUCUGCUAAAUAUUUCCAGAUUUGGGGCUGA